AAGUCUUGGGGCAGUAGCAUUCAUACACUAUAAAGUAUAAACCUUCCCACCCUUAUCAUCUCAUCACUUCUAUCUCCUUAUCCCUUCUGCCAUGGCCUCUUCUUUUUCCAUUAUAGGAGUUUCCUCAAUUUACCAAACCAAUCCUUCACUGGAACUUUCUCGAAGACCCAUCGCUAACCCUCCUUUAUCUUUUCCUGAAAAAUCCCAUUUUCAUGUUCAUGUUCAUGUUCGUCUCAGACGUCCUUUUCUGGCUUCUGCUGUGGUAACUCCUAAUUCUUCGGUGCUUAGUGAAGAAGCGUUUAAGGGAAUUGGGGGUUUUGGGAAGGAUUCUUUGAAUGUUAGCGAAAAUGAAUACGAAUCUGAGAUUGAGGUUGAUGAUGAUGAAUCAAAUGAGGAUGAACUUUCUGUUUCUAAACUUGGUUUACCUCACAGACUUGUUCAAUCUCUUGAGAAGCGUGGAAUUACUCAACUUUUCCCAAUUCAGAGAGCUGUUCUACUGCCAGCACUGGAGGGUCGGGAUAUAAUUGCUCGUGCAAAGACAGGGACAGGGAAGACACUUGCCUUUGGUAUUCCAGUAUUGAAAAAGCUUAGUGGGGAUGAAGAAAUGAGAAAUACUCAGAGACGGGGACGACUUCCCAAAGUUUUGGUACUUGCACCUACUCGGGAGUUAGCCAAUCAAGUUGAGAAGGAAAUGAAAGAGUCGGCACCAUACUUGAACACUGUCUGCAUAUAUGGAGGUGUUUCUUAUGCUACACAGCAAAAUGCACUUUCCCGUGGGGUUGAUGUUGUUGUUGGAACUCCAGGUAGACUUAUUGACCUGAUAAACAAUAACAGCUUGAAACUGGGGGAAGUGGAGUAUUUGGUCCUCGAUGAGGCUGAUCAAAUGCUCGCAGUUGGAUUUGAGGAAGAUGUUGAAGUUAUUUUGGAAAAACUUCCACCACAGAGGCAGAGCAUGCUUUUCUCAGCUACCAUGCCUGGCUGGGUAAAGAAACUGGCUAGGAAGUAUUUGAACAAUCCUUUGACAAUUGACUUGGUUGGUGAUCAAGAGGAAAAGCUGGCAGAGGGGAUCAAGCUUUAUGCUCUAUCAACUACAGCAACAUCAAAACGAACUAUACUCGGUGAUCUUGUUACAGUUUAUGCAAAGGGUGGAAAGACAAUUGUUUUCACACAGACAAAACGAGAUGCUGAUGAGGUCUCAAUGGCAUUAUCAAAUAGCAUUUCUUCUGAGGCACUGCAUGGAGACAUUUCUCAACAUCAGAGGGAGAGAACACUGAAUGGAUUUAGGCAAGGAAAAUUUACUGUGCUAGUUGCGACUGACGUUGCAUCUCGUGGUCUUGAUAUACCUAAUGUUGACUUAGUUAUCCAUUAUGAACUACCCAACGAUCCAGAGACUUUUGUUCAUCGCUCUGGUCGAACGGGUCGUGCUGGAAAAGAAGGCACUGCUAUUCUGAUGUACACAGGUAGUCAAAGGCGAACUGUCAGAUCUCUCGAACGUGAUGCUGGGUGCAAGUUUGAAUUCGUUAGUCCUCCAUCUGUCAAAGAGGUUUUGGAGUCAUCAGCUGAGCAUGUGGUGGCUACACUUAAUGGAGUUCAUCCCGAAUCUGUUGAGUACUUCACUCCAACUGCACAACAGUUGAUGGAGCAACAAGGAGUAAAUGCCCUUGCUGCUGCACUUGCUCUUUUGGGUGGGUUUUCCAAACCGCCAUCUUCUCGAUCUCUACUAACUCAUGAACAGGGGUGGACUACAUUACAGCUGACACGUGAUUCUGUAUUAUCCCGAGGAUUCCUGUCGGCAAGAUCUGUUACUGGUUUCCUCUCUGAUGUGUAUUCACCAGCUGCUGAUGAAGUUGGCAAAAUCCACCUAAUUGCAGAUGAAAGGGUUCAGGGGGCCAUUUUUGAUCUUCCUGAGGAGAUUGCUGCAGAUCUACUAAAUCAGGAGUUACCACCUGGAAAUACUAUUUCCAAGAUUACCAAGUUACCUGCUUUACAAGAUGAUGGGCCAGCAAGUGAUUUCUAUGGGAAGUUUUCAAGCAGGGAUUCUAGGGGGACACGGGGAGGUUUUAGAGACCGUAGAGGCAGAAAUUCCCGGGGUUCUUCUAGUGGUCGUUUCUCUGAUAACGAUGAUGAUAAUUGGGGGAAUGACUUUAGGUCGCGAGGUGGCCGAACAAGAAGGGGAGGAAGUGAUUGGCUCAUCGGUGGUGAUAGGCGCUCUAGCAGGUCUCUAUCUGGAGGAAGCAGAGACAGAAGCUUUGGUGGUGCAUGUUUCAAUUGUGGGCGCAGUGGUCACCGAGCAUCUGAAUGCCCUAACAAAAGGGACUACUAGGUGUGUAGGUUGCCUCAUCCAGUUUCUGCCAUCCCUGAACAUGUGAUUGUAUGCAGUAUUUCCUGACAAAGCCAGCAGUGAAGAUAAAGGAGUUUGAGUUUAGGUGAUGCAUAUGAGCAACAGAAAGAUCGUACACUGUUCCCUCCAGAAAACACCAUCUCCUCAAAGCUUCACAUGGCCCUACUGAUGAUUGAUAGAUUUUCUGUUUCUCAAGCAUGUAAUCAGCUCCCAGUUAUUUCUCCUAGUUUAUUGAUGUUGUAGGUGAAGUGAGGGUAAGAUAUAUCAAACCUUAAGUAGAAAUGUGUCGGACUGCAGAUAGUCUCCCCAAUUUAUAUCGUAUCUUUAAGAAACAGAUGCAGCUUUUGGUGCGGGCUUGUCGAAUGUGCUAUAUUAUUGUAAGCAAGGUUCAUUUUAUUUUAGUAGGAGUAAUACUUGUGGUACCACUGAAUUCUGCAUCCUCAUUGUCUCAAGCUUGAUGCAUUUGGCUUUAUCCAGUUAACACUAAGUGACAAUAGUAAAGUAUCCUGUUUUAUUAUAA
Solanum dulcamara is the source of this 2861-nucleotide messenger RNA. Its product is annotated as DEAD-box ATP-dependent RNA helicase 3, chloroplastic. Lineage: Eukaryota; Viridiplantae; Streptophyta; Magnoliopsida; Solanales; Solanaceae. The transcript is spliced from 10 exons. Bases 92 to 2323 code for a protein of 743 amino acids. The record is from RefSeq and is a predicted model, not a curated record. Gene Ontology annotation, molecular function: RNA binding; zinc ion binding; ATP binding.